AGAUUGUGCAAUCAUCAAAAUCGCUGCUGCUACUGCUGCUGCCUGGCAACGGGUGAACACACGAGGUGGCCAAACAGACGCUACACAGCACCAGGGAGUAUGUGAUACAUGCAGCCACUACACAGCACCAGGGGGUAUGUGAUACAUGCAGCCACUACACAGCACCAGGGGGUAUGUGAUACAUGCAGCCACUACACGGCACCAGGGAGUAUGUGAUACAUGCAGCCACUACACGGCACCAGGGAGUAUGUGAUACAUGCAGCCACUACACUACAUCAGGGAGUAUGUGAUACAUGCAGCCACUACACUACAGCAGGGAGUAUGUGAUACAUGCAGCCACUACAUGGCACCAGGAAGUAUGUGAUACAAGCAUCCACUACACAGCACCAGGGGCGUCGAAUCCUGGACAAGACAAUUGAAUUCUGGACCGGUCUCGCCACACAAGCGGCUCAUCAGCAGCAGAGUCUCUGCUCAACGCCGGGUUGCCAUGUACGAAGCGGGGCUAUGCGAGACCCUGUGUCGCGUUUGCGAAGAAUCUGGACUCAGCCCAAACCCCAGAGUUCGGGACUCCCUGCAUUGCCUGGACCGGGACCAGAUCACGGGAAGGAGCUCGCCCUCAGGGCUGCUGGACCUCAGCGGCGGAUUCCGCCCGGACGGGCUGGAGGCGUCCGUGCCGACGCGCGUCUCCGACGGGGACGUCCUCGCCUUGUGCCGGGUGUUCGCGUGCCUCCCGGGUCGCGUUGACGGCCUGAACUUGCGCUGUAAUCUCAUUGCGGACGAUGGAGCCGAGGCGAUAGCAUCACUCCUGCAGGAGGAAUCAUGUUGGCUCACAUCGCUGGAUCUGUCUCUCAAUGACAUCGGACCACGUGGGGCCAGAGCCCUUGGACAAGUUCUGCAGACGAACCGUUCACUCAUGAGCCUGAACCUCGCUGGGAACAAGGUGGGGGAGGAGGGCGGUGUGAGCCUGGCCACUGCCCUGCAGACCAACGUGGGCCUGCGAUCCCUGGACCUGCACCACUGCGACCUGGGUACGGACAGCAUCAUCGCCUUCUCAACGGCACUCAGCUAUAACAGCAGCGUGGAGGAGCUCAACUUAAGCCGACCGCUGCUCUUCAGCUUGCAGGAGGAGACGACGGUGCACGUGGCGCGGAUGCUGCGCGCGAACCGAGCCCUGCGCACGCUCCGUCUCGCCAAGCACGGCGUGCGAGACUUCGGCGCUCGGCGGCUGAGCGAGGCGCUCGCAAGCAACAGCUCGCUCACCCACCUCGACCUGAGCUGCAACCUGAUGGCGCGGGACGGCGCGGCGAGCCUCGCGCUCCUGCUGAAGCAGGGCUCCUCCCUCCGCGUCCUCGACCUGGGGUUCAACCGCAUCGGGGACGCAGGGGUCACGGCGCUCGCCAGGGCUGUCGGCAGCUCCGGUCGCUCUCCCCUGCACACACUGGUGCUUGUGAGCAACGGCGCCACGGGAGAAGGCCUCAGGGAGCUCGCCGUGGCCAUGACCACCAACCGGACCCUGCGCUCCGUGCACAUCUGGGGAAAUAAGCUCGACAGGGUGGCGUGCCAGGUGUUCGCAGAGCUCCUGAAGAGCGGGCGGCUGAAGGAGAGGCAUGCGGACGUGAGCGCGUACGAGGUGGAUGGACGCCCGUACCUGGCCCAGCUCCAGGUGAAGUCGCCCCUGCUGCGGAUUGAGGUCGCGACCUCUUCUCCGACGUCGCCCCCAUCAUCGCCCCCAUCAUCGCCGUCAGCGUCGCCGCCGCCGUCGCCCUUGGCGUCCUCGCUCGACGAGUGGUGACGCCGUGAUGGCGGAGGCUGUUCAAGUUCAAACUAAACGAUGUUUUGUUUCACUACGUAAGCCCCAAAGAGCUAUAUAGCUCAAUUUCGAUUUGUGUUGUGGCCGAAACGUCGUGAGAAUAUUAUUGUGUAUUUUAUUUUAUCAAUUUAUUAUUUUAUU
Molecule: messenger RNA, 1951 nt
Organism: Petromyzon marinus (sea lamprey)
Lineage: Eukaryota; Metazoa; Chordata; Hyperoartia; Petromyzontiformes; Petromyzontidae
Source: RefSeq, a predicted model, not a curated record